AGGCGCCGAUGGGCUGUGGAGAGGCUGGGGAUCGAGCAGAGAGGCGCGCGGGGGUGGGCGCUGCAGCCGCGGGUUGUUUAUCCGGAGUACGGAGGGGAGGGGGGAGCCUGGAAACCGCCCCGUGUCCCAUUUCCUCCUCUUGUUUUCGCUCCGGAUUCUCCAUGUUGGACCCAAACUGAGGAACCCGGAGCUGCCGCCGGAGGAUCGGGGCCGGGGCACCCGGGGAAGCCGCUGCCCGGGCCGCCCGCCCUCCGUACAGGCCGCCUCCCUUCCUGGCCCAGGGAGGGAACGCGAGCAGGGAUGUGAACAGCUGCGGGAGUCCGAGUCUCGAGAGCCGGAGCCAGAGCCCGCGCGGGUCCCCACCCAGGCCCCCCAGCCCAGCCCAGCCUGCGCGCCCGCCCGUCCUCCCGCCCAGCCAGCCCGGGCCCGCGGGAUUGUUAGAUGGAACACGGCUCCAUCAUCACCCAGGCGCGGAGGGAAGACGCCCUGGUGCUCACCAAGCAAGGCCUGGUCUCCAAGUCCUCUCCCAAGAAGCCUCGUGGACGUAACAUCUUCAAGGCGCUUUUCUGCUGUUUCCGUGCCCAGCAUGUUGGCCAGUCAAGCUCUUGCACUGAGCUCUCCGCAUACAAGGAGGAAGCCAGCACCAUUGCUAAGUCGGAUCUGCUGCAGUGUCUCCAGUACCAGUUUUAUCAGAUCCCAGGGACCUGUCUGCUCCCAGAGGUGACAGAAGAAGAUCAAGGAAGGAUCUGCGUGGUGAUUGACUUGGAUGAAACCCUUGUGCACAGCUCCUUUAAGCCAAUCAACAAUGCUGACUUCAUAGUGCCUGUAGAGAUUGAGGGGACCACUCACCAGGUCUAUGUGCUCAAGAGGCCUUAUGUGGAUGAGUUCCUGAGACGAAUGGGGGAACUCUUUGAAUGUGUUCUCUUCACUGCCAGCCUGGCCAAGUAUGCCGACCCUGUGACUGAUCUGCUGGACAGGUGUGGGGUGUUCCGGGCCCGCCUCUUCCGUGAGUCCUGCGUGUUCCAUCAGGGCUGCUAUGUCAAGGACCUCAGCCGCCUGGGAAGGGACCUGAGGAAAACCCUCAUUCUGGACAACUCGCCCGCCUCUUACAUCUUCCACCCAGAGAAUGCCGUGCCCGUGCAGUCUUGGUUUGAUGACAUGGCAGACACUGAGUUGCUGAACCUGAUCCCAAUCUUUGAGGAAUUGAGUGGAGCAGAGGAUGUCUACACCAGCCUUGGACAGCUGCGGGCCCCUUAGCAUUCCCUUCUUCCAAACAACAGCCAUCCCAGUAGGGGACUUCCCUACACUGUGCCUUUAUGAUCAGCCUGACAGACGGAGCGGCAAUAGAGCAUCUCACCAAGCGGGGCCUGGAAAUGGAAGUGAUAGUAAAGGGCUUUAGGACAGGUUAGAUGUUAAGUGGGCAAAUACCAGCUGACAAUACCGAGAGCUGCCUGCUCCCUGAAUUGGGCUCCCAAGAUUGUGUGUAUGUAUGUAUGUGUGUGUGUGUGUGUGUGAGAGAGAGAGGAGAGAGAGGAGAGGGAGAGAGUACAUGCGUGUCUUGCCUUGAGCGAUGGAUGUAAGUUGUUUCAGGUUCAGGGAGAAGCUGAAAGACCAAGAUUCUCUCCAAGUUCAUCUCCCCUCCGGUCCCCCUGAGAGCCACUGAGCCCUGUUGGGAUGAAGACUUUUGAAGGUUCUGUUGCCAAACCCAUGGCCUUUCCGCAGUGUUGUAAUGCCACGGGAAGAAUGCCUUCGUUGACCCCAGGCACUCACCUUUCUAAACCGUUUUCCAGCCAGCUGCUGUAGACAGAUGGCAUUUCUGGAAAGAUGAAAGCUUGUGUCCAGAACUCGUUCCCAGUGGCCAUCAAGUCCUGUGGGCCAAGGGCAGCACCUGCCUCCAGCCAAGUGCCAACGUGAGCCCUUUCUGUGUCUCCCCAAGGCUUGGGUACCGGGCCUGCCUUCCUCACCACCUAGCCAUAGUCUUGAACCAUGGGGAAGGAUGUCUCCUCCCUGCUAUGGAAGAGGACAGAUAAUUGAUUUCCGUUCUUUUGACUCUGUUUUAAAAUUCUCUUUCUGAACAUGGAGUGUGGGACCUGUUUUGUUUCUGACAGCUGUGGUCCUGAGCCUGAGAUGGAGGUGGGAGGCCCUGGGGCGCAGGAAAGAGGAAGAUGUGGGAGCAUGGUGUGUAUCCUUCAGCUGGUAGGUCCGCUGAGCUUGGGGCUGUGUCCCUCAGCCCGCUCUGCAGGGACUCUGCUUUUGCUGGCGAAGGGCUGGUGUCCAACGUGCAGGAAGGGUGCUCUGCUCCCUCCCUGGCGCUCUGUGGGCAGGGCUCUUUGCUGUCUUCCCCUGACGCCUGGCUUGUGCCAAGUGGGCGUUCUGCUCCAGUGCUCAUCCCACCUGGCUGUUGCUUUUUCUCUCCGGGGCCUCAGAGGUAGACCUGCUCUGCCCAGGCUGAGGGGAUGGGGGUUCCGUCGUCCAGCUUGCCAGGCUUGCACACCUGCCCCUGCCCUGGGUACCAGGUGUGAGUGAGCCCUCUGCACACCUUUGUCAGUCUUUUGCUUUCAGUGUUUCUUAAUAGUGAAUGCUUUAAAAAUUGUCACAAAAUGGAAGUUUUCCCGGGAUGGAAAGCAAAAGGGGAAAGCUGCUGUAAUUGGGAGUACAAGGGGCCCCCCAAAAGGGAGCCCCACGUCAGCAUCACUGCCUUAAUCGAAGCCUCCCCAGGGGUUGGGUGGGGUUCUCCUGUCUUCCCUCCUUCCCCAGCUGUUUUUUCCCUGGAGGCAGGUGUCAGACAUGGUGAACUUUUUCAGGCAAGAGGACACCUCCCCUCCCCUUACCCUUUCCGCUCCCACAUGCAGGCCCCAGCUGAGGAGCUGCCCAGCUUCCUGCACAGCAGGUGAGGUGGCAGCUCAGUGUUCUGAGUGGUAGCUGGCUGUCACACCUUCUCAACACUGUGGUGCCACCUCCCUCCUUCCCCUCAGGGCUGUAAGACCUUGUCUCUCCCUUUGGUAUCACAGAAGUGAAACAGAGCCCUCCCUCAGCAUCAUUCCCUAGUGUGUGCAGCGUUCUGCUGGCAGGGGAAGAGGUGCUACCCAGGAAUGAUCCUCCUGAAGGAAAAUGGGGGCUUCUGACUCUGAGGCUCUGGCCCAGGCCUCUAUCCUAAUAUGGGCUUGGGGGAUACUUUCCCAAGCCCUACCCUAGGGGUUAGACCCUGGGCCAAAUCUGCCAUCUGGGCCUGAUCAAGCUUUUCUGAUUAAAUAAGCAAUAAAAGGCUCUGCUGAUCCAGUUUUUAGGGCCCUUCUGCCAUCUUUGGGGUCUCCAUGUUUUUCCAGGUGGAGGAAGAGCCCAGAUUCCCCCUUUCCUAUCAGGCUUGUCCCAGUAUGACUCAGGAGUAGAGCCCAGGUAGCUCGGUGGAGGUGUCCCUGCCGUGUCCGCAGGAGACCCUGCUCUGCAGGCCUGGCUCUCAGCAGAACCCUGCCCUGCCCACCUGCAUUUCCUCAGCAGAAACACCGUAUUUCCAUUUGCCCCUCUCCCUUCCCUGGAGAAACAACUCAGCCAAAUAAAUCUAAACGGUCCGUCCGUGUGGACCAGAGCCUGCCUGAAGUCAUGGUUUACUGCCUCAUUUCCAGGCCCAAGGCAUGGUAGGGGCCAGUGAUGGUUGCAAAACUUGCUCCUUAGAGGAAUCAGGCCUGACUCAAUAUUGGAGGAGGGCAAGACUAAGGGAACUAGUUCAUCCCAGGGUCUGUUCUGGGGCUUCCCACUGCCCUUCCCUUCUGAGGCUGGUCUUCGGGAGGCAGGCUACCGUGCCGGUCAGCCCCAAUUCAAGCCAUGCCAGGAAUCUGCCCACCUGUCAGGGUCAGUUCUGUCAGGUGCCUCUUGAGGGACACAGUGUGUCUCUCUGAUUGGGCUAAAUCAAAAGCCUGAUGUUCGUGUCCCUCUCAUAGGGGGAGCUUUGGACACAGGACCAGUCUGGAAAGGGUCAGUAAGAGUCACCACUCUGCACAUUGUAGAGGGGACACUGGAGGCCUAUAGGUCCCUUGCUUAGAGGUUGAGUAAAUUUGCCUUCAGUUACCUGGGGCCUUCUGUUUAGUUGCCUCCUGCCUCCCAAAGAUUUUGACCAUUUUUUAAGUGUACAAAUUCACCUCUAUUAACUAUAGCCCAGAAGCUUCUUUGUGCUAAAAGCAUGGAAGUCUAAAGGCACUCAUUCCCAGGGAAGUGCAUCCCGUUCAGUUCUGCCCCCAGCCUGUUUCCGAGGCCUCAUUCAGCAGGGCAGUCCCCUUGUAAGGCUGUCCUAAAUCCCGUGUCCCCUGGCAGGCCCAGCAUCUGGAAGGUAAGCCUAUUUUCCCUCCAGGUCUUCAGUUGGUUACUUAACCAUUAUCGACCCUCAGUCACCUUUUGUAAAAUGGGGUUUUACUUUUGUCUUUCUGUUUUUUAUUUUGUAAUACUGGUAAAUAUUUGCAUUCAAAUGGGGGAGGGAAGGCAGAGGUCUGGCCCUGUCCUGUUCCUUUAGUGCUGUAAGGCCUGCCGCUGAAUUUGGGCCCCGUGAGCUUCUUUCUUGUAGUAAUUCCAGGUUUGCUGUUUCACGUUGUGCCACUUUUCCCCCUUCAAGGUGCCAUUUGGAGGGUGGGGAUGUUUCCCACUGUGACUGGGGUAUGGAACUCUGACUACAUUGCUCUCAGAUUUAUGGUUUGAUAAAUUUGUUGUAUUCGAAAACUUGAAAUGUAGGACGCCAUUAAGUGUCUGUUUAUAUUUUUGGAAUAUUUGUAAUACUUACAAUUAAUAAAAGAGGGUUUAAAAAACCCAUCCAGGAAUGGGA
Molecule: messenger RNA, 4810 nt
Organism: Manis javanica (Malayan pangolin)
Lineage: Eukaryota; Metazoa; Chordata; Mammalia; Pholidota; Manidae
Gene: CTDSP2
Product: CTD small phosphatase 2
Molecular function (GO): RNA polymerase II CTD heptapeptide repeat phosphatase activity
Source: RefSeq, a predicted model, not a curated record